This is a messenger RNA of Juglans regia (Persian walnut), 1868 nucleotides long. Its product is annotated as endoplasmic reticulum oxidoreductin-2-like. Lineage: Eukaryota; Viridiplantae; Streptophyta; Magnoliopsida; Fagales; Juglandaceae. The coding region runs from base 286 to 1680 and encodes 464 amino acids. Gene Ontology annotation, biological process: protein folding in endoplasmic reticulum. Gene Ontology annotation, molecular function: thiol oxidase activity; FAD binding; protein-disulfide reductase activity. The transcript is spliced from 10 exons. The record is from RefSeq and is a predicted model, not a curated record. Gene Ontology annotation, cellular component: endoplasmic reticulum; endoplasmic reticulum membrane.
CCAGGAACUACGCCCACCAAGUCUUUCCUCAUUUUUCUACAACGCGGAGGUUCAUCUUGACUUGAGACCCAAGAAAAUCCUGACGAGGGUUAAAUCCGACUGCCAAUUGUACAUUCUCAUAACCCACAGUUUUGGUUUUGUCUUUCAUUCAUUCCUUACUUUAUAAGUAACGCCACCCGAGAUCAGACACUCGUAAUUAAUCUUUUCACUGGAAGCAAACGGAGUGCUGGAAUUUUGGGGAUCUUGAGGGUUUUCUUAAGAUUCCGUGGCAUUGUUUGAUCGAGGAUGGUGAUGGUGAAAGCUGAGAUUGAGAGCAAGGGCCCUAGAAAGCGAUGGAGCUGGGCGGUGGUGGGAGCUCUCAUGGCCAUUUUGGUUGCUGUGGCUAUGUCGUCGAGAAUCUCUCCGAGCUUAUCGCUCUUUGGAAGAACUAGCACGCCUUGUCGCUGUGCUAAGUAUAGUGGGAUUGUGGAGGACUGUUGUUGUGAUUAUGAGACGGUGGACCGGCUUAAUGAGGAAGUGCUACAUCCAUCGCUGCAAGAACUUGUUAGAACCGCUUUCUUUCGAUAUUUUAAGGUUAAGUUGUGGUGUGACUGCCCAUUCUGGCCUGAUGAUGGUAUGUGCCGUCUGCGGGAUUGCAGUGUUUGUGAAUGCCCAGACAGCGAGUUUCCUGAAGCAUUUAAGCCCCAUUAUGGCCUCUCACAAGAUGAUCCAAUCUGUCAAGAGGGAAAGCCACAGGCCACUGUGGACCGUACAAUAGAUAGUAAAGCUUUCAGAGGCUGGGUGGAAACAGACAAUCCCUGGACAACUGAUGAUGAAACUGACAAUACUGAGAUGACAUAUGUCAACCUUCAACUUAAUCCAGAACGAUACACUGGCUACAUUGGUCCAUCUGCUAGAAGGAUAUGGGAUGCUGUCUACAGUGAGAACUGCCCCAAAUAUCCAUCUGAAGAGUCAUGCCAAGAGGAGAAGAUUUUUUACAAACUGAUAUCUGGUCUUCACUCCUCAAUUUCAAUCCAUAUAGCUGCUGAUUAUCUACUUGAUGAAGCUAGAAACUUGUGGGGUCAAAAUGUCUCAUUGAUGUAUGAUCGAGUCCUACAAUACCCAGAUCGUGUUGGAAACUUGUACUUCACAUUUCUAUUUGUUCUCCGAGCUGUGACAAAGGCAGCAGAUUAUUUGGAGCAUGCUGAGUACGAUACUGGUAACCUGACGGAGGACCUCAAGACACAGUCAUCGAUGAGACAGCUACUUUUCAAUCCUAAACUACAAGCUGCAUGCCCUAUCCCAUUUGACGAAGCUAAGUUGUGGAAGGGCCAGCAUGGACCUGAUCUAAAGCAGAAAAUCCAACAGCAAUUCAGAAACAUAAGUGCAAUGAUGGACUGUGUAGGAUGUGAAAAGUGUCGUCUGUGGGGAAAGCUUCAGGUGCUUGGUCUUGGUACUGCAAUGAAAAUCCUCUUCUCUGUUGAUGGUCCGGAACAGUUGGAUCAGACUCUGCAGUUGCAACGGAAUGAAGUGAUUGCCCUGAUGAACCUACUAAAUCGUCUGUCAGAGUCUGUAAAAUGUGUCCGUGAAAUGGGGCCUUCUGUUGAAAAAAUCAUGGAAGGUCAGAUCUCUUCCCCCAAUGCCCCAAACAGCCUGUGGCAAAGGAUCUGGGCAUCCAUAGUUGAAACUAAGGUGAAGUAAGAAAUCACCGAACUCAGUUCAAACAGGUAUACAUUACUUCCAAGAGAUAGAUUGUUAGGAAAGUGCAGCGUGGGCUUCAGAGAGAAUGGUCCAUGUAAAGGAUAGAAUAGGUGUGUAUAAGAAUUAUGUUCAGACAUGCCAAAGGUGGUAAAUUUGUAUUUUUUGGGAAUUGGAAAUUUUGAAAGUCA